CUUUCCCACUCCACUCUCCCAGCGGCGCGCCACACAAUUCAAAGUCUCGCUUCUCUUCAUCUUCGAUUCACAGCCCAGACCCGCCGUUCAGCGUCCUGUUGUUCCCGGUUCAUUUGCAUGUCGCCAGUCCACCAGCCAGCCGUCUCUCUCAUCUCUUAGUUUCAGUUGCUUCUCUCCUCUCCAUCAUCUUCUCCGAGCAAUGGCCAGAAACCUAGUUCCAUUUCUGGUGCUACUUUUUUGGAUUUCGAUCUGCCAAGCUACAAGCAUUUUUCAGCCGAUCUCAGAUUCACAUAGAUAUGCGGCUCUAGAGCUCUUCAGGCCUACUGACGGAGUAUUUGGAAGUUUGGAAGAGACGCAUGAAGCAUUAAGAACAUUUGACAUUCUUGGAAUUCAAGAGAAACUUAAUAUUAAUGCUGCCACUUGCAAGUCUGUAUCAGAGGUUCUUAGUUCAUCUGCAGUCCUAAAGGAUCUGUUUUAUGCUCUGAGAGUCAACGAUGUUUUGAAAUGUGACAUUAAGGAGGAGACAUUUGAGAGCGUUACUUCAAGACUUACAACUGCUUUAAAUGAUGCGCGAUCACUGUUUGACUUCUACUACUCUAUUGGAAGUUUAUUACUUCUGAAGGAAAGAGGUUCUGGAGUUGAUCUAUCGCUUAAUGACGCCGAUGGUACUUUUCAGUCCAUCAAGGCAUUGAGCCAAAGUGAUGGAAGGUGGCGGUAUAGUUCUAAUAAUCCCGAGUCUAGUACUUAUGCUGCUGGAUUGGCACUUGAAUCUCUUGCUGGUAUUGUGUCAUUAGCAUCACCAGAUAUUGAUCAAAAUAUGAUCGAUACGGUAAAGAAUGAUAUAUUGAAACUCUUUGACAGUAUUGAGAAGUAUGAUGACGGGGCUUUAUAUUUUGAGGAAAAAGUUGUUGACGCAUACGAACAUCAUGGGCCUCUUGCAACCACAUCUUCAGUUGUCCGAGGGUUGACAGCAUUUACUUCUGUUACUUCUGGAAGCUUAAAUCUUCCUGGGGAUACAAUUUUUGGUCUGGCAAAAUUCUUCCUUGGCAUUGGAGUUCCUGGUGAUGCAAAAGACUUAUUCGACCAAAUAGAUUCCUUGGCUUGCUUGGAGGCAAAUAGGGUUUCUAUUCCGUUGAUUUUAUCUCUUCCAGCUACUGUUCUUUCAUUAACAAAGGAAGACAAACUGAAGGUUAGCAUGAAUACUGUGCUUGGUUCAGUUGCACCUCCUUUAACUGUGAAGAUAGUAAAAGCUUUUCUAUCUGGUUCAAAAGACACUUCCAUUAUCGGCAGCCAGGAACUCAAGUUUGAUCCUGUGACUGGUUUACAUAUUUUGGAUGCUUUUCCCAAGACCUUUGAUGUUGGAAACUAUGUAUUCGUGUUUGAGGUUGUUCUUCAUGAUUCAGAGCAUAUGGAUAUUUAUGCCACUGGUGGGAAGAUUCAAGUUCCAAUAUAUAUCUCAGGAGUUGUCAAAAUUGAGAAUGCAGAGAUUGCAGUUCUUGAUAGCGAUCUAGGAAGUGUUGAGACCCAGAAGAAGCUUGAUUUAGUUGGUGAGAGUGUUAUUUCAUUGUCGGCAAACCACCUGCAGAAAUUGCGUCUAUUAUUUCAACUGGCCACACCACAAGGGCAUGGUUUUAAGCCGCAUCAAGCUUUUCUCAAGCUGAGGCAUGAAAGUGGCGUUGAACAUAUUUUUGUGGUCAAUGGCUCUGGCAAACAAUUUGAAAUAAUUCUAGAUUUCCUUGGGUUGGUCGAGAAGUUUUUCUAUCUCUCAGGUCGAUACGACAUUCAGUUAACUGUUGGUGAUGCCGUCAUGGAGAAUUCUUUCUUACGGGUUAUUGGUCAUAUUGACUUGGAUCUACCUGAGGCACCAGAGAAGGCGGCUCGUCCACCUCUACAGCCUGUCGAUCUUUACUCACGUUACGGGCCCAAAGCUGAGAUAAGUCACAUCUUCAGGGCUCCAGAAAAGCGUCCACCUAAGGAGCUCUCUCUUACUUUCUUGGGCCUCACAUUUUUACCCUUCCUUGGAUUUCUGGUUGGGCUAUUGCGAUUGGGUGUGAAUCUAAAGAACUUCCCGACUUCAACAGUACCUGCCACCUUCGCCUUUCUCUUCCAUCUUAGCAUUGCAGCAGUUAUCCUGCUUUACACGUUCUUUUGGUUGAAGUUGGACUUGUUUACAACCUUAAAAGCACUGGGCAUCUUAGGUGUUCUUUUGGUAUUUUUGGGACACAGGACCCUCUCCCACCUUGCUUCAACCUCAGCUAAGUUGAAAUCUGCCUGAGAUUGUGUUUUUUUGAUUUCUUUGGAGGAAAGAACUUUUAGGAAGUUAUACUUUCAAAGACUAGUCUUAGGCAGUCUCUCAUAUUUAUAUGGUUCAAUCCAGGUUUUGUACACGGCUCAACAGUUUGGUUAGCUAAGAAAUAACAGAAUAUUUGUGCGCCCUCCACUCCUACAUGGUUGGUUUGGUGGUGCAUUUGGGAUAGCUUUUUUAUCCGUAAUAUAUCAGAAAUUACAAUUGAGAUUAGAAUAA
Molecule: messenger RNA, 2524 nt
Organism: Cucumis melo (muskmelon)
Lineage: Eukaryota; Viridiplantae; Streptophyta; Magnoliopsida; Cucurbitales; Cucurbitaceae
Product: dolichyl-diphosphooligosaccharide--protein glycosyltransferase subunit 2
Exons: 20
Coding region: 200-2275 (691 amino acids)
Biological process (GO): protein N-linked glycosylation
Cellular component (GO): oligosaccharyltransferase complex; membrane
Source: RefSeq, a predicted model, not a curated record